CCGCCUCCCAGACCAGGGUUCUUUCCCCACCACUCCUCGGCAACCUUGAUUGGCGCUGGGGGUCUCGGUUUCCUUUACUUCACCCGCAUUCCGUUUGCCAACCCAGCCCAGAGACGUGGGCGGCUGGCUGGUAGCAGGUGCCUUGCAAGGUGCAGGUGCGGCGGCUGAGGCCGAGCUGCGCUUUAGGCCCCCGCGACCAUAGAGUCCGGAAGUGCAGCUAGAACAGCUCCCGGGGGCGCAGCACCGGCUGAGCCCCGGACUGCAAGGGCCGCGCCCGGGCCGGCGGAAUGGCUGCAGUGCUGGCCAUCAGGGUGGUUGCGGGACUGGCGGCAGCCGCGCUGGCGGCCGUGCUCUUGGAGCACUAUGGGUUGGCGGGUCAGCCCUCACCGCUGCCGCAGCCCCGCGCCUCCAGGAGCCCGCACCCCGCGCCGGGCCCCGGAGCCGGCAACAUCUUCUGGGGUCUGCAGAUAUCCGACAUUCACCUGAGCAGGUUUCGUGAUCCAGGCAGAGCUGUAGACUUAGAGAAGUUCUGUUCAGAAACUAUUCGCAUCAUUCAACCAGCUCUCGUCCUGGCAACAGGUAGGGAGGGUUGCCGUGCUGUCGCGUUUUUCUAUGGUCCGGAUGGUAGAAUGCUAGCCAGGGCUGCAGCUUUUCACAUGGGGAAUGUUGGGAACACUAUAGCCCCAGACCCAGGAGACCUGACUGAUGCCAAAACAAAGGAACACUUGGGAUCCAGGCAGCAUGAGGUAGAAUGGCAAACUUACCAGGGUAUUCUGAAGAAGACAAGGGUCAUGGAAAAAACCAAGUGGCUUGAUGUUAAAGGAAAUCAUGAUGCAUUCAACAUUCCAAGUCUGGACAGUGUCGAGAAUUAUUACAGGAAAUAUUCUGCUGUACGUAAGGAUGGCUCUUUCCAUUAUGUCCACAGUACUCCCUUUGGAAACUAUUCUUUCAUCUCUUUGGAUGCCACCCCAAAUCCAGGGCCUAAGAGACCCUAUAAUUUCUUUGGAAUUUUAGAUGAGAAGCAGAUGGAGGAACUUCUCCUACUGGCCAAGGAAAGUAGUCAGAGCAACCACAGUAUUUGGUUUGGACACUAUACAACAUCCACUAUCCUUUCUCCAUCACCUGGAAUUCGGUCUAUAAUGAGUUCAGCUACAGCAUAUUUGUGUGGGCACCUGCACACUCUCGGUGGACUCAUGCCUGUUUUGCACACGCGUCACCUCCAGGGCACUUUGGAACUUGAGGUGGGAGACUGGAAAGAGAACAGAAGGUACCGAAUCUUUGCUUUUGACCAUGACCUCUUUAGCUUUGCAGAUUUGGUCUUUGGCGAGUGGCCUGUGGUUCUUAUCACUAAUCCUAAGUCACUCUUAUAUAGUUGUGCUAGACAUGAACCACUAGAAAGACUCCUUCAUUCAACACACAUCAGGAACCACCAUACUGUUUUCCAUAGCGGCUGUACCAUUUUACAUUACCACGAGCAGUGCAUAAGAGUCUUGGCCUUUUCCUUGACCUCCAUUACUUCUGUCACAGUUAAGAUUGAUGGAGUUCAUUUAGGGCAAGCUAUUCAUUUGUCUGGUCCUAUUUUCAUACUGAAGUGGAACCCACGAAACUACAGUAACAGGACACAUAACAUAGAAGUAAUUGUCCAGGAUUCUGCUGGAAGAAGUAAGAGUGUUCACCACCUAUUUUCUGUUCAAGAGGAUAUUCACCUCAGAUUUGAUCCCCUGGCAUCAUUUAUUCUUCUUACCGACCAUUGCAUCGUGGCCCGGGUCCUUUUUGUGAUAAUUGUGCUGAUCCAGCUCACUGUUCUCAUUACUUUUAGGCACCGAGGAUAUCCAGAGCAUAAAGGGUCUCCAGGAUUUAUAAAUUUGACUUCCUUUUCUCUCUACGUCCUGAGCAAACUAAACAUCUUCUACUAUUCUGUGUUGUUGCUAACCCUGUAUACAGCACUAGGACCAUGGUUUGUUGGUGAGAUUACCAAAGGCAAAUUGGGUUGCUGCUUUUCCUUUGGGAUGUUUGUUGAUGGACAUUUCCUACAAGGCAGCCUAACAUUUGUAGUUGGCAUUCUGCAGCUGGCAUUUUUUAACAUACCCUUGAUGGCUUACCUGUGUUGGAGCUUGCUGCAGCGGUGCUUUGGUCACAACUUCCGGUCUCAUCUCCAUCAAGGAAAAUACUUGAAAGUUAUACCUGUUCACCUACUUAUGUUACUGCUAUACAUCUGGCAGAUCUAUUCCUGCUACUUUCUUCAUAUGACAUAUGGUGCUCUAGCUUUUUUCUUCUCCCCUUUGCGGACCUGGUUAACACUGUUGACACCUGUUAUCAUUCGUUGCGUGUGGACUCUGAACUCUACUGAGCUUGGAACCUUCAUAGCACAGUUAAAAAGCCACUUGAGCUCCUGAAGGUCUUGUGUCACCAUCCGCCUCUGUAGCCCAGGCUUCUGCCCCAGCAGCAGGUGGAAGGCCAGUGCUGGGGGCAAGCUUCAGGAAGCUGCUACAACCUGGACAUCUGGGAGUUGGGGGGAUUACUCACUACUGAUUCCUGCAGAAUGGACUACAGAAAAAUCUAAAUAAUGCCAUGAUUCCUUCCUUUGCCAGGAAGGCAGGGGAUUGAUUUACUUUUGUGAAAAAGUUCUAAUCAGGAGAUCCACAGGGCAGGGUCUGGGUGUGUGUAUGGGAGUAUCAGAAGCCCACUGUAUUUUUUAUGGUUACCUCAUGUAAAGUACCUAGCACAGUGUGUGGAACUCAGCAGCCGGCAAGGGAGCCACUAGAGGGGUAGGUAAGCGGUAGGAACUUGGGCCCUCCCCUGACUACCCUUGAGAUAUUAGCUCCAAGUCUUCUUUUACCUCGGGGUUAUGGGCUCUCGGCUUCUUUAGGUGGGGGUGCUUUCAGCUAAUCAAAUAAAAGAGUAAUGAUUAAAAACCGCGA
Messenger RNA from Mustela lutreola (European mink), 2921 nucleotides. RefSeq names its product transmembrane protein 62 (gene TMEM62). Bases 288 to 2396 code for a protein of 702 amino acids. The transcript is spliced from 15 exons. The record is from RefSeq and is a predicted model, not a curated record. Lineage: Eukaryota; Metazoa; Chordata; Mammalia; Carnivora; Mustelidae. Gene Ontology annotation, molecular function: hydrolase activity.